AUGGGUACCGGCAAGAAGGAGAAGAACCGUCUUGUCCGCCAGGGCAAGACGGGCACCGGCAUGGACAAUGUCCACGUCAAGGGCGAGAACUUCUACCGCACCGGCAAGAAGCUCAAGGUCCUGAACAUGCGGACCAAGGGCAACAAGCCCCAGCGCAACGCCGACGGCAAGAUCACCCAGGCCGGCGCCUACCAGUCCAGGGACAUCCCCGUCGCCCGCGUCGAGCCCAACCGCAAGUGGUUCACCAACACCCGUGUCAUCUCCCAGGACAGCUUGGCCGCCUUCCGCGACGCCAUGGCCGAGAAGGCCAAGGACCCCUACCAGGUCCUGCUCAAGAGCAACAAGCUGCCCAUGAGCCUCAUCCGCGACGGCUCCGACACCAACGGGCUUAAGCAGCACAAGGCCAAGAUGACCAUCGAGACCUCGUCCUUCGCCGACACCUUUGGCCCCAAGUCCCAGCGCAAGCGCGUCAAGCUCGGCGUUGGCAGCAUCGACGACCUGGCCGAGGACUCGGAGAAGAGCAUGGACAAGUACAAGGACAAGCUCGAGCAGAACAGGCUGCUGAGCGGCAACUCGGGUGCCGAUGCCGACAUCGCCGGCGACAUGCAGGACGAGGAGCAGGACCCCUUGUCCAUGGCCAUCGAGCCCGUCUUCAACAAGGGACAGAGCAAGCGUAUCUACAACGAGCUCUACAAGGUCAUGGACAGCAGUGACGUCGUCAUCCACGUCCUCGACGCCAGAGACCCCCUGGGCACUCGCUGUCGUAGUGUCGAGAAAUACUUGAGGGAAGAGGCGCCGCACAAGCACUUGAUCUUCGUGCUCAACAAGUGCGACCUGGUACCGACCUCAGUUGCCGCUGCUUGGGUGAGGACUCUGUCCAAGGAAUACCCCACGCUGGCAAUGCACAGCUCCAUCACAAACUCUUUCGGAAAGGGUUCCCUGAUCCAGUUGCUGCGUCAAUUCUCGGGCCUGCACAAGGACCGCAAGCAGAUCUCCGUCGGUCUCGUUGGGUAUCCCAACGUUGGUAAGAGCUCCAUCAUCAAUACCCUCAGAGCGAAGAAGGUGUGCAACGUUGCUCCCAUUCCCGGCGAGACCAAGGUCUGGCAGUACGUCACAUUGAUGAAGCGUAUCUACCUGAUCGACUGUCCUGGUGUCGUGCCGCCGAAUCAGAACGACACCCCUCAAGAUAUUCUCAUGCGCGGUGUCGUCCGUGUCGAAAAGGUCGACAACCCAGAGCAGUACAUCCCCGGUAUUCUGGCCAAGGUCAAGACUCAUCACAUGGAACGUACAUAUGAGCUCAAGGGCUGGACCGACCACAUGAACUUCCUUGAGCUCAUGGCUAGAAAGGCUGGCCGUCUCCUCAAGGGUGGUGAGCCCGACGUAGACGGAAUCGCAAAGAUGGUCUUGAACGACUUCAUGCGUGGCAAGAUCCCCUGGUUUACCCCGGCCCCCGUCGCCGAGGGUGAGGAAGGGAACGUCAAAGAAGGCCGAGAAGGCAGACUAGGAGAAAUGCCGCGGAAGAGAAAGAGGGAAGAUGGCGAGAGCGUCGCGGACACCUCUGUCGCUAUCUCCGAGGAUGCGGAUGAAGACGUGUCGGAAGACGACGAAGACGAUGAGGAGGAUGGCGACUUUGAGGGCUUUGAUGACGAUAGUGACAGCGACAGCGAUGACGAAGCUAUCUCCAAAGCCAAGCAGGCUGCCGCAGCAAAGUCGGGCGGGAUCGAGAGCGAAGAUAUGAUACCCCUAGACGCAUCAAGCGAUGAAGAAGGAGACGAAACAUGA
Messenger RNA from Neoarthrinium moseri, 1782 nucleotides. RefSeq lists its product as uncharacterized. Bases 1 to 1782 code for a protein of 593 amino acids. Gene Ontology annotation, cellular component: nucleolus. The record is from RefSeq and is a predicted model, not a curated record. Lineage: Eukaryota; Fungi; Ascomycota; Sordariomycetes; Amphisphaeriales; Apiosporaceae. Gene Ontology annotation, molecular function: GTP binding. The transcript is spliced from 2 exons.